Molecule: messenger RNA, 1765 nt
Organism: Chiloscyllium plagiosum (whitespotted bambooshark)
Lineage: Eukaryota; Metazoa; Chordata; Chondrichthyes; Orectolobiformes; Hemiscylliidae
Source: RefSeq, a predicted model, not a curated record
GGGGUUAAAUUAACUAAACUAGUUCAAAUCUAAUGAUUGCACCUCAAUCGAUGUUUUUCUACUGUAACGUUAUUUUACACGGAAACUAUCUGAAAUAAAAUAACAUUUCUUUUGAGGGGGGCGGAGGAAUGCGCUGACAGUUCAGCGAAUAGAAACACAUCCAGGAUCUGGUAAAGUGACCCGUUCAGUUAUAUUUGGCCUGAAAGGAAAUGAGCACAUUUGGCAAAAACAGGACUGAUCUCGCUGCUUCAUGCCUUGCUCUCCUCGCCUUUACUCCGCGUUAACCCAAACAAAAAACCCUCAAAAAAAAACGUUACUUUACACUGGGAACACCCCCAUCAAACAAACAACAGUAUCCCUCCUCCCUUUUGUUGUUCUAACGCCCAGUGGCGGGAGCUAAUAAAUUCCUUCUUCGAAGGGGAGAGGGGGGAGGAAGACUAAAACGCAUUACCUCUUGAAAUGUGACUGGCUCAGGGUGACCUGUCAAUGUCCCAAAUGGGUGGGAUCUCACUGGUUUGCAACCAAUCGCAUUUUACUCCCAUUUCAGCCGCUAUCGUUCCUGUGUAGGGGAAAUAGCUUCGGCAACUUUGUCACAAAGCACCCAGUGAGCUAGAAAUUGGUGGUGAUGCUGCUUAUUGCACAGUAAAGAGGGGAGGAAGCAAGCUCAAUUGGGGUGAAGACGCGUUUGAAAUUCAGCUCCAUCUGGGACCUGAGAACCACCGGUUGUUCCGUUCCCUGGACCUUCAGACAGAAAGGCCUCCUGCAAAGUUCAUGUUCCGACAAGAAACCAAUGUUGUAGUCUUUGCGCCGUCUUCUGUUUGCUCCGACCGAGACGUGAAGAGGAGCAUGUAUCGUUACAACGUGUGCAUGUUGCUGGACUGGGCGUACGGAGGGGUGGAUCCCAAAUUCGCUGGUAACGGGGGACCCGAAUGCGCGGCGUUUCUGCCAGUCCGCCAGCGAUGGGUGGAGACUGUCAUCUUUGUGGCGAUUUCCUUACUGGAGAUGGCUGUGUCGUACCGCAAGAUCAGGCAGCAGGAGCUGGGCAGAGUGUGCCAGGAGAAGCAGGACAGUCUGGGCAAAAACCUGCUCUUGGUCGCCCUGUGCCUCACCUUUGGCAUUGAAGUUGGCUUCAAAUUUGCCACCAAGACUUUAAUUUACCUGUUGAACCCCUGUCACGUUGUCACCAUGCUGCAGGUAAAUGGAGGGAGAGGCAACCUGAUUUGUUUGUAGCUUAUGUGUGGAUGAAAUGAAAGUUACCCCAUCAACUCAAUUGCCAAAAUAAAAUCGAAAUAAGAUGAGCUGAGUCUUAAUUAGACUUUUAAAGGAAAUUAGUGCCAUGAUUAAGUCAUGUUGGAGCUCCUCUUGAAUGGAGUUUUGGUCAAAUAUAGACAUCCAACCAGUAUGGCCAGUGGUGACUGAGUUCCAUGGGCACAGGAUGACUAUAUUUCAUUUAUGUAGCACCUAUUACAGCACCAAGAUUUCCUGAAACAUUUCGCAGGCAACAUAAAAGGAAGGGGCCAUUCAACUCCUGAGGUUGGUUCUGUCAUUCACAUCAGUCAGGAUUGAACUGUACCUGACUCCCCUUUAUUAUCCUUCCAGAAUCUAUCCAUCUUAGUGUUGACAUUUUUUAAUUAAACUGGAACUCAUCAAUUGCUUUUUUGGGGGGAGGGAGGUUGGGGCCUACCCUUUAUGUGAGGGAAUGCUUCUUGACAUCACCUUAGUUUAAUAAUGGCCGUCUCUGGUUUUCAGGUUAUUCCCUCUUGUU